This is a messenger RNA of Suillus fuscotomentosus, 1491 nucleotides long. Its product is annotated as glycoside hydrolase family 5 protein. Gene Ontology annotation, biological process: glucan catabolic process. Lineage: Eukaryota; Fungi; Basidiomycota; Agaricomycetes; Boletales; Suillaceae. The coding region runs from base 1 to 1491 and encodes 496 amino acids. Gene Ontology annotation, cellular component: cell surface; extracellular region. The transcript has 8 exons. Gene Ontology annotation, molecular function: glucan endo-1,6-beta-glucosidase activity. The record is from RefSeq and is a predicted model, not a curated record.
AUGAAUAUUGUUGGUGUACCAUACGGUGUUGCACCAGCACGCUUGGUCUUCAAGAAGCACCACAAGAAAGCCCUCAGCAACGCCUCUACCGAUAUCGCAAACAGCGCGGAGUUAAUCUUGCGGUGGGUAUCAGGAUCCCCAUUUCAAGGCGCCGCCGGCAGCGGGCAAAGUGAUCUCGACGUUGCCAAGGGUCUACAUGCGAAGCACGUUCUAGAACAUCACUGGGAUUCCUGGAUCACCUCCAGCGAUUUCGAAUGGCUCGCGGCAAGGGGAAUCAACACUGGCGGAUCCCACAUCGUCUCAUGCCGCCUUAAACAGAUCGGAUACUAUCAUAUCUGUGCGCUGGACCCAUCUAUCCUUACUCGAACCGACUUCGAUGGUCUUCAACAUGUUUUUGAAGGAGCAUGGAGUAGACUCGUUGCCGCGGUGGUCACAGCCCAGAGCUUUGGAAUUGGGGUGUUGUUUGACCUCCAUGCAGCUCCUGGCAAACAGAACAAAGAUUCGCACUCCGGAACAUCAUCCCCGGUAAUUUCGUUUUUCAACAGCAGAUUUAAUAUGCAGCUGGCCAUUCGCACUCUCCGGAUACUGGUCACGCAGCUUAUCGCUCUGCGGGCACAUGGACCCGUAUUCGACAAUAUAGCAAUCCAAGAGAUAAGAAAGAUAGAUUCUGGUUUCCCAAUCUACAUAUCAGACUGCUGGAUGACUGAUCAAUAUGCCGAUUUCGUCGCACACUUACCGUCUUCCUUGGCGCUGACUUGCAUCGACUAUCACCUGUACCGGUGUUUCACGUCGAGCGACAUAUCAACAUCAGCAGCACAGCAUACUGCGUCCCUUGUUGAUCGGAAUGAUCCCUUUUCGCAAAUGUUCUCCCGCGUUUCAGAGAAACUCGCAGCAUCAGGAAGUGGACUCAUAGUUGGCGAGUGGUCUGGAGCUUUGAAUCCAGGCUCUUUGCAAGGUACAACCGAUGAACAUCAGGAACGAGCGUCUUACAUUCGGGCUCAGCUUGACCUGUUCGAGCUGUACUGCGCUGGAUCUUUCUUUUGGACGUACAAGAAAGAGUGGCCUGGAGACCAAGGAUGGUCUUUUCGAGACGCAGUCGAAAAUGGCAUCUUUCCAGAAGUUGUGGGCAUGAUUCCAGUAAAGGAUCAUGUUGGACUCAGUGCCGACAUAAACGCUAGAAAGGUGACCGCUAGAAAUGUAGCCUUGGGCCAACAUGUAUCCUACUGGGCCCGUUUUCCUAGUUAUUAUGAGCAUUGGCGUUUUGAAGCCGGCUUUGACCAGGGCUGGGUCGUGGCUUACGACUUCUUCACCUUCGAUCGCGCGGGCCAGGUCGCCGUCUCAGAACUGGGAUUCAAGGGCUGCAUUGCGAAGAGGAAGGCGCAAGACCAUAUUCGUGAAUACGGGCGCAGCAACAACAUUUGGGAGUUCGAGCAUGGAUUUAGCCAAGGGGUAGAUGUUGCGAAGCACGAUUUUCAACAUCACUACUGCUGA